CCCACGAUUCUCAACCAAUAUAGCCACUCAUCUUUCUCUCUCCUUGUGAAUGUGAACACAAAAAGACAAGAAGAGAAAGUUGAGAGUUUUCUUUUGAUUUUCGCUUGUCUGGAUUCGAACCGAAUCGCCAUUGUUGUUGUUGUUGUUACCAAUAUACUUCUCUCUUCGUCUUCUCUUGUCUAAAAAAGUUUCAAUUUUUCCGGUGGAAGAAAAAGCGCAACAAAACAUCUAUCCAUGAGUGUUUCCUCGUUUCCUUGACACAUGUUUUUCGCAUCAUUCUUCAUAAUUUUUAAACAAAAAGAAACGAAACUGACCAACCAAGCAAAGCUCUUUCUUCCAUUAACAAUCCUCUACUUGCUUCAUCUUCAUUCGUCAUGAUUUCACUCUUCUUUACUUUACCAAUUUCUUGAAUUCUCAAACCCAAAAGACAAAGCCUUUCUAUUUCUUAUAGGUAUAAUUACCUUCAGAUGUCUAAGAACUCAAACCUUGAAGAAAACGGAGGAGCAAAGCCAAUCUGUGAAGCUUUGAAGAGAUUCAAAAGGUCAAGGCUAGUGUUCGAGCCGUCUUUAGGAGUGUUGGGGUUCUUUUUGGUUGGGGUGUGUUUGGUUUGCAGUUUUUUCUUAUUUGAUUACAGAAACGUAGCUAAAAGCUAUGGCCUUUCGGAUAAAUCAGACAGAUUCGUUUGGCUCAAGCUUGACAACAACAUCAGCAGCAACACUAGUAGUAAUAGUUCAAAGAGAGUUGGAUUUCUGGAAGAGAGUGGAAAUGGCUGUGAUGUGUUCGAUGGAGAUUGGGUUUGGGACGAGUCUUAUCCAUUGUAUCAAUCCAAAGAUUGCAGAUUUCUCGAUGAAGGGUUUAGGUGUAGUGACUUUGGAAGGUCUGAUUUGUUCUAUACUCAGUGGCGAUGGCAACCUAGACACUGUAAUUUGCCCAGAUUUGAUGCUAAACUGAUGCUGGAGAAACUCCGGGACAAGCGGCUAGUGUUUGUUGGAGAUUCAAUAGGAAGAAACCAGUGGGAGUCUCUUCUUUGUCUACUAUCUUCUGCAGUCAAGAACGAAAGCUUAAUUUAUGAAAUAAACGGAAGUCCCAUCACAAAGCACAAAGGGUUCUUGGUGUUCAAAUUUGAGGAGUACAAUUGCACUGUGGAGUACUACAGAUCUCCGUUUUUAGUUCCUCAAAGCAGACCACCGAUUGGAUCACCCCAAAAAGUUAAGACAACUUUGAAACUGGAGACUAUGGAUUGGACUUCAAGCAAAUGGAGAGAUGCAGACGUUUUAGUGCUCAAUACUGGACAUUGGUGGAACGAGGGAAAAACUACUAGAACGGGAUGUUACUUUCAAGAAGGAGAAGAAGUGAAAUUGAAGAUGAAUGUAGAUGAUGCUUAUAAGCGCGCUCUGAAUACCGUUGUGAAUUGGAUACAUACCGAGGUCGAUUCAAACAAAACUCAAGUCUUUUUUCGCACAUUCGCUCCCGUGCAUUUCAGGUUUGUACGGGGAGGAGAUUGGAAAACAGGAGGAACAUGUCACAUGGAGACAUUACCAGAGAUUGGAACCUUAUUGGCUUCAUCAGAGACAUGGGAACAGUCAAAGAUCCUCAGAGAUGUGUUGUCACAUUACUCGAACAGAUCAGAGACUGUUAAAAUGAAGGUGUUGGACAUAACGGCAAUGGCUGCUCAAAGAAAAGACGGUCACCCAUCACUCUACUAUCUUGGUCCGCUUAGUCCUGCACCGCUGCAUCGCCAAGACUGUAGCCACUGGUGCCUUCCCGGUGUUCCAGACACGUGGAACGAGGUCUUCUAUGCAUUAUUUAUGAAACAAGAAGCUCCUUCUUCUUCUAAAAGAGUUGAAGAAGCGAAUACUACAGGAAUGUCAUGACGCUGGACUGAACAAGGAAACCACAACAAGCUCUUGUUUCUGAAAGCUGUUGGCGGUUUUUUUCUAAGAUGCUGAGCUCAAAGAUCAAAAAGGGUUUGGGAUUUUUUGAUUGGGUGAUUAGAUUAAUCGGGUGGGAAUAUAUGUAAUUAGGUUGAUAAAUCUUAAUCUUUGGUUGUAAAAAUUAAAAAAAAAAACCUUAAAAUUAUUUUUCGAAGAUUCAAAUAUACAGUAAAAUAUACUCAGGAGACCAAAAACAAUCGGUUCUCUGUUUCUUUA
Messenger RNA from Arabidopsis lyrata subsp. lyrata, 2150 nucleotides. RefSeq names its product protein trichome birefringence-like 10. Gene Ontology annotation, molecular function: O-acetyltransferase activity. NCBI's taxonomy places the organism in Eukaryota, Viridiplantae, Streptophyta, Magnoliopsida, Brassicales, Brassicaceae. Gene Ontology annotation, cellular component: Golgi apparatus. The transcript has 4 exons. The coding region runs from base 468 to 1874 and encodes 468 amino acids. The record is from RefSeq and is a predicted model, not a curated record.